ACUCUAGGGCAAAAUUUCUCCCGUUCAGCAGCCUUCUUCUACUGUAGCUAUGUUUCAACUUCCUUGGGUCCAACGCCACAUCCCCCAGAAGCGAAUCAUCCCUAUCAGCGCGCCCCAGGGUCUUAACGGCCUUUUGUGUCUGUCAGAUCCCCAGAACCGUUCCGUCGUAGUGUUGAUGCACACGCGCUUCCGCGCGAACCUUUCAAUGCUCGACAGAGUUUGCGGGGAAUAUUCCGCGUCAGUGUUGCGAGCGGAAUCUCACAUUAUUGCAUCGUUCUGUAUGGCACCAAACACUGUGUUGCUGGAUCAGGGUCCCAUUAUUGAGACCCCACACGACUUGGCCAUUGGUCACUUGCGUGGUCUGGCAUAUCCAGUUGUCACCAGCUGGGCAAGCUCUGCAGGCAGAUCUAUCGAUCGAUCGCGCGAUCAGGGCGGAAACUCAGAUCAGAUUCAUUCUCGUUGGCUAUGUCUAUCAGUGGAGAAAGUUGGCCCAUCGCGUAGACGCGAUUCUGCUGUGGCAAGCGGUUCGCAGCAUGUUUCGCCGAUGACACGAAAAAGGGCAUCGCUUGCUCCACACUUCAAGCCCUUAACUGGAGAGAAAAGAACGAACCUAGAGGCGAAUCACGCCAAUCUGCUUACUGCAACAAGCGACAGGAUCUUGGUCAAAAAGAUCGUCAUUUCAGUGCGGCUGGACCGUCCAGUUGGACGCCAUCAUCGACUCUUGUUCCGUGUCGGAGUUAAUCAAUUAGAGCGAGUGGAGGUUGGAGUGGUGAAAGAGGAUAACGAAUCGUGCCAUAGUUAG
Paecilomyces variotii is the source of this 802-nucleotide messenger RNA. RefSeq lists its product as hypothetical. Lineage: Eukaryota; Fungi; Ascomycota; Eurotiomycetes; Eurotiales; Thermoascaceae. Bases 50 to 802 code for a protein of 250 amino acids. The transcript has 6 exons. The record is from RefSeq and is a predicted model, not a curated record.